Bursaphelenchus okinawaensis is the source of this 620-nucleotide messenger RNA. Lineage: Eukaryota; Metazoa; Nematoda; Chromadorea; Rhabditida; Aphelenchoididae. The record is from the annotation of a GenBank genome assembly.
AUGACAAGGUUUAAUGUGACCGUGAGUUUUAAAAAUUUUACUCUUAUUUGUUAUAAAAAUGUAGAGAAAGCAUAUUAGACAGUAAAUAUAGCCAAUAACAAAUUAAAGUGAUUAUGAGUACGUUAAGCUUAAUUUUGUAUAAUGUGUAGUAACACAUGUUGUAGUGAAGUAAUGCAUUUUAAUGUCACAACAAUUAGCUAUAUUUUAAAUUUUAGGUUGGUGCUGACACUGGUUCUAAUGGUAUGAUCAUUCCACAAGACGUCGUAGAUCACUUAGUAGAUAAGUUAUAUGCUACAUAUCUUUACAAUUCCUUUUAUUCACCUUAUACUUACGUGGUAAUGGAUAAUGUAAAGUUAGAUAUAGAUUUAGUCAUUGAUAAUGUCACAUACACUUUUGACAUCAAGAAUUUUCUUGACCAUUUUGCUAUUAAUACUGAGUUAAAAAGGUUUAAAUCGGACGGUCUGCCAACAACACUAAAUCUAAAGAAUAACACGGAUGUCAAAGACAGAUGGAUCUUUGGUGCUGGGUUAGUUAAAGCGUUUUGCAAUGUCCAUGAUGUUCAGAAUCGCAGAAUUGGCCUUGCGAACGUAAAACAAUCGACAAAAGAAGGUUACAGAUAA